AUGAGUGAAUACAAAGAAAGAACUCCACGAUUCCAAUUCAGUGGAGAACCUGAAGACUACGAUACUUUUGGAUUGAAGUAUGUAGCAAGAGCUAGCAUCAAAAGAUUUGAUGGAGUAAUCACUGGAGACGUGACUCUACGAACCAAACCAGAGAUGGAUGCUGAAACCGACGCAGCGAAGAUCAAGGAAGACGAGGAGAUCAAGGAGAUGAACAUCAAGGCCUUCAGUGACUUGUUGAUCAGCAUGAACACUGACACGGCAGAAGGAAAGGUCGCUUUCAAUUUGGUAGCGGGAAGCAGAGAUAAAGUCAACUACCCAAAAGGCAACGCGAAAGAAGCAUGGGACAAGUUGAAGGAUGAGUAUGAGCCAAAGACGAUCACCUCGUACAUCAAGAUGAAGAGCAAGCUAAACAAGUGUCACCUUGAGAAGUUUGCUAAUCCAGCUUCAUGGAUCACCGAACUCAGCAAGAUUUGUGUUCGUUUGGAAGAGAUGAAGCACCCAGUAAGUGAAGAGGACCAAUUCAUUCACAUCAUUGGAAGUUUGCCUUUGAAGUACAGACAAGAGCAAAAGGACUUCGAGAAAAUGAUGAAAGCGAACACUCUCACCAUUAAGUACAUCAAGGAAGAACUGAAUUCUGCACACGAGGACUUCGCCAACGCAACAGAAGGAGACGACGACGACGAAGACAAGGAAGACAAAGAUGUCGCUCUGGUUACUGGUCAAUUCAAAGGCACUUGCAACAACUGUGGAAAGUAUGGACACAAGAAGCUAAAUUGCCCUGAACUAACACCAGCAACUCGACAAGGAGGCAACAGGAACACGAACAACGGUAACCGAAACCGACACAAUGGGGGUGAACGAGGACCUUUCCUUGGAACCUGUUUCCAUUGUGGUAUCAGAGGUCACAAGAAGCAUGAAUGCAGAAGAAACCCAGAGAACCGAAACAGCGGAAACAACAACAACGGCAGCACCAACAACGAUGAUGUUGCUGAAGUUAUGUUGAUGGCAACAGAGUCAUUUAUUGCUCCAGACGAGCCCACAAAGAAAAAGAACGUCUGGUUUGAGUGGAAUGAAGAAUGUGAAGAGAGCGAAGAGAGCGACGAUGAGGAUGAAGACACUGCUGACGAAGUGAUUGUGCAUACCAUCGUGGAAGAUGCAAACGAUAAAGUUCCCGAGCACGGAAAUUUCCUUCACGACGAUUUCUUUGAUAAUUUUAUGGCGAACUUUGGACAAAAUGAUUGCGACGCGAAAAACGACGAGACAUUCCGCGCGACAAAGCCUACAAGUGAAUAUGCCUUUGUCACAGAAGAGAUUGAGAUCACACGCUAUUCUGACGUUGAUGGAUCAGGUACAUACGAUUCAGAUGGGGACGAGAUCCCACAACUAGUGGAACGAAAGAUGAAUGCUAAGCACUAUGCAUCAGACGAAUGGGACCACGAUAAUGGAAUGCCCGGAUACGACACCGACUCCGACGACUCUGACGAUGAUGACAUUCCACCAUUUUUGGUCAACCGACAUGGUGUUGUCCAUGGACAUGAUGAGGUACCAUUGAUUGACGGGCACGACAACAUCUCUGAUGACGACUCAACCUACGACGCGAUCCCUCAAUUAAUCGCACGACGACAAUACGAUAGCGAUGACGACGAUAGCGAUGAUGACAAUGACGACUCACCUCAUAACGAAGAUGAGCCAUACUUCUAUGAUGAUGAUGGAGAUGAUGAGUCGACAGUACAGACUGAAACAAGCCUCCAAGAUGAGAUCACUUCGACUCUCAACGGCAUCGCAAUGGCCAACAUGGAUAAAUGGAAAUCCGAGGAGAUGAAACUGACACCGCACACUUGGUUUGGAGACAGCGCAGCAAGUACACAUAUGUGCAAUGAUGACACAAACCUGUAUGACUAUGACGUCAUUCGAGAAGAGAUCAAGGUUGGAAGUGGAAAAACUAUUGUGGCUACUAAUAUCGGAAAGCUCAAGCUGCGGGUGAAGCAAACGAAUGGAAAGGUCGUGAUGAUGGUGCUAACACAAGUCAAAUUUGUCCCGGAGCUGUGGUGUAACCUUUUCAGCCUUACGGCCGCGAUGGACAAGGGUUUUGACCUAGGAAACCAAGGGCGAAUCAUCACAGUGACGCAUGGACCGACAACUAUCGGUUUUGACAUGGUAAGGUUAUGGGAUCGAGUCCUCGAUUCACAUUUCCCUUGUUGA
This is a messenger RNA of Cylindrotheca closterium, 2202 nucleotides long. Lineage: Eukaryota; Bacillariophyta; Bacillariophyceae; Bacillariales; Bacillariaceae. The record is from the annotation of a GenBank genome assembly.